Messenger RNA from Sinocyclocheilus rhinocerous, 2723 nucleotides. Its product is annotated as TBC1 domain family member 12-like. Bases 397 to 2634 code for a protein of 745 amino acids. Gene Ontology annotation, biological process: regulation of GTPase activity. Gene Ontology annotation, molecular function: GTPase activator activity; small GTPase binding. The transcript is spliced from 15 exons. The record is from RefSeq and is a predicted model, not a curated record. Lineage: Eukaryota; Metazoa; Chordata; Actinopteri; Cypriniformes; Cyprinidae.
GACGUCACUGGAAUUUCAAGAUGGCUUCGGAUCACGGUCAGGAUACGGUCAUCUACCGGUCUGAGACAGGAAAGCUUUGAUGUUUUAGCGGGCAUGUCUAUGAACUCACGGUAUUUGCGUACUAUUAAUAUUUAUCCCGUUAAUAUGGUGGAGGACAGUGUGAAUAGGCGUCAUGGUGAAAGAAGAGCGGAGUACAACACUGAACUACAGCAGCGCUUCGGCUGUCAAUCCACAAGAGGAUUUUGAAUGAGAUGGAAAAGACUGAGGAUGAACCUGUACAGAUAUAUUUCCUUUAUAUGAGAGCAAACUGAGAUAGACACAUUCCUCACUGGAUGGUUUAAAAGAGGACUACAGUAGAGGUCAUUUGUGCUGCUAUCAGGAAUUGGGCUGCGGCCGAUGGGUUAUCCACCCAGCGGGGUCCAAAAGAGCAGUGUCAUCUCCGAGCAUUGUGGGCAUUCUGUAGAUUCACCUGUGAAGCUGAUGGUGGAGUCAUCUUCCUCUGGAGGCAGGGGUGCUGAGGAAGGCAGACCACCUCCACACAUCGCAGAUGUUAUAGACAGCCAGGAGAACAUAAUGCAAGGCAUGUUCUCCCAAACUGGAAUGACGCAGGGAGAGAAAGGCCAAUUGCACAGCAGCCAGGACCACGAGGUGCCAGAGUCAUGCGAUAAGACCAGUACCCAGCCAUGUGGCACUAAGCUCCCAAAUGGACAUGCAGGCCACGGUACACAUGAAGUAACUGAGCGGGACGAUCCGAAGUCAUCUCAUCCUGCAGGAAGCUACUUGAAUUCAGAAGAUAACUGUGUGAUUGCAAACGGAGAACUGUUGGCAGGCUCCAGAGGUGGUGCUUUGGAUGCCGUUGCUUCUGCACCUCCACCUAAAGAUGCAGCUGAAGCCAGAACUACUAGCUCGGAAGACUGUUCAAAUGCCCAGAAUUCAGCGUUUAACGAUACCAGAAGUUGUUCUGAAGGUCUCUCUCUCAGGAUGUUUUCCUCCAGCACUUUCCUCAACACUGACUCUGCUCCUCUGAGUCCGGACGAUGACGAGACCUUUUCCACAUCAGACAGACCUGAUGACUCGAGCUUCACUGACGUGAGUCUGAAACCCAGGAACACUUAUGAGAUGAGUCGGCGUCAGAGCGCCCCAGACAACAUCCCUGGUGUGUUGAGUGUUGCUGUCGCAGAUCUGACUCUCAGCCAGAGGAAACACGGCAUCUCUGAGAUCUUCAGCAGAAGUCUGUUCUCCAGAAAGCAGAGGGAAGCCCAGAGUGCACCAGGAUGGAAACUGUUUGGAAAGGUCCCGCUGAGAGAGAGUCCUCCCAAAAAUUCCAAAACCAUUCAGCAGGAAGGUAACCCAGGCAAUCUCACAUCUGUAUCGACACCCAAUCUCUUAAGUUCAGGGGAGUACGAGACCAAGGUGUCUAAAUCGGGCCAGAGUCCCUCCCUGCCCGCUCAGGGCCGACGGAAGAACCUGGAAUUCGAACCAUUGUCCACCACAGCGCUCAUAUUAGAGGACCGUCCCGCGAACCUCCCUGCUAAGUCGGAGGAGGAAGCGCAGCGCCACCGUCAGGAGUAUGAUGAAAUGGUGGCAGAGGCCAAGAAAAGAGAGCUGAAGGAGGCGCAGAAGAAGAAAAAGCAGAUGAAGGAAAGAUUUAAACAGGAGGAAAGCAUCGCUAAUGCCAUGGUGGUUUGGAACAACGAAAUCCUUCCCAACUGGGAGAGCAUGCGUGGCAUGCGGCGUGUGAGGGAUCUGUGGUGGCAAGGUCUUCCGCCCAACGUGAGGGGGAAAGUCUGGAGUCUGGCCAUUGGGAAUGAGCUGAACAUAACCUCAGAUUUGUACGAGAUCUUUCUCUCGCGGGCCAAGGAGCGCUGGAAGAGCUUCAGAGAGACCGGCACUGAGAUGGAGUCAGAUGCAGACAGUGCCGACCGUGAGUCCAGUCUGGAUCUGAUCAAACUGGACAUCUCACGCACAUUUCCACCGCUCUUCAUCUUCCAGAAGGGUGGGCCGUACCAUGAUCUCCUGCACAGCCUUCUGGGCGCUUACACUUGCUACAGACCUGACGUGGGAUAUGUUCAGGGAAUGUCCUUCAUAGCUGCUGUGUUGAUUCUCAACCUGGAGGAGGCUGACGCUUUCAUCGCCUUCGCCAAUCUCCUCAACAAACCCUGUCAGAUGGUUUUCUUCAGAGUGGACCAUGAGCUGAUGCUGAAGUACUUUGCAGCAUUUGAGGUGUUUUUCGAGGAAAACCUCCCGAGACUUUUUAAUCACUUCAAGAGCUCCAACCUCACGCCUGACCUGUAUCUCAUAGACUGGAUCUUCACCCUCUACACUAAGUCCCUGCCGCUGGAUGUGGCGUGUCGGGUGUGGGACGUGUUCUGCAGAGACGGGGAGGAGUUCCUGUUCCGCACGGGGCUUGGGAUUCUGCGGCUCUACGAGGAAGUGCUCCUGCAGAUGGACUUCAUCCACAUCGCUCAGUUCCUGACCAGACUCCCAGAGGACAUGCCGUCCGAACGCCUUUUCAGCUGCAUCGCCAACACUCAGAUGAUCAGCGGCAACAGGAAGUGGAUACAGGUGUUUAAUGCCCUCCUAAAGGAUAAAGAAAUGGAAAAAAGCAGCAGUCCUACAGUGAAAAACUCUUGAACUCUCACCAUUUUUAUAUUUCCAGUUGGCUUUAACUCUCGAUUAGAAGAGAGGAUUGUAUAAAACGGGCUCAAAGAAAUGAAAUGAAG